AUGCGGGAUAAAAGUAUAAUUGUGACUACAUUGUUAGUAGUUUUCUGCACAUCAGUUAUAGAAUCAGUGCCGUUCAUCAAGAAGUGUAAGUCUGAUGACGCAAAAUGUAUGAAAGAGUCCGCGCAAGCAGCUAUUCCGGUCUUUGCCACCGGCCUGCCGGAAUAUGGUGUCAAAUCAUUAGAUCCUGUUACAUUCAAGAAGAUUGAUGCCAGCUCGAGCGGCUUAAAGCUUGUAUUGACCGAUGUUACGGUAAAAGGCCUUAAAAACUGUAUAGCAAAGAAAAUCAAACGAGAUAAGCCUAAAUCCAAACUUUUCAUCAAAUUGUUGUGCUCUGCCGAUUUGGAUGGUCAAUAUGAUAUGAAAGGACACCUUCUCUUUCUUCCAAUUGAAGGCAAUGGUCCGGUCCACGUUAAGCUAAGAGAAGCUGAAAUCGACGUUGAAUUAGAUUUAGAAGAUCAUAAUAACAAGUGGAACAUCAAGCACUGGCAACAUUCUUUUAAUUUGAAUGGCGCCUCAGAAAUAGUUUUCGAAAAUCUGUUUAGCGGCAACAAAGAUUUGGGUUCCGCAGCUCAAGAAGUAAUAGCCAAGAGUGGAAACGAAAUAGUUUAUGAAGAGGGUCCUCCAGUGAUCAAAGCCGUCGUUGAUCAAGUCGUUAAAUCAGUCAAUACAUUCUUCCACGCUGUGCCUGCAGAAGAACUAUCCUUAGACUAA
Molecule: messenger RNA, 711 nt
Organism: Parnassius mnemosyne (clouded apollo)
Lineage: Eukaryota; Metazoa; Arthropoda; Insecta; Lepidoptera; Papilionidae
Source: the annotation of a GenBank genome assembly